This is a messenger RNA of Pieris macdunnoughi, 615 nucleotides long. Lineage: Eukaryota; Metazoa; Arthropoda; Insecta; Lepidoptera; Pieridae. The record is from the annotation of a GenBank genome assembly.
AUGAAGGUCGUAAUAUUUGGAUCCACCGGCAUGACCGGUGUUUGCGCUGUUGAAGCAGCUCUAAAAAAAGGAUAUGAAGUCCGAGCUUUCGCACGCGACCCGUCAAAGCUUCCCGAGGACUUGAGAUCAAAAGUGGAAGUUAUCAAAGGCGAUGUCUUGGAAGCUGACUCCGUAACUAACGCCAUUGAAGGCACAGAUGGUGUGGUCAUUGCCUUAGGUACCCGGGGUAUUCUAGAGCCGACUUCAGAUAUGUCAGAGGGCACGAAAAAUAUCAUCGACGCUAUGAGAGCGAAACGCGUGAAGGUGGUAUCUGCUUGCAUUUCCGCUUUCCUGUUUUAUGAAGCAGACAAAGUCCCGGAGAGAUUUAUUUCGAUCACCAAGGACCACAAGAGAAUGUUCGAGGAGCUUAAGGGAUCUGGAUUAGACUGGAUCGCGGUCUUCUCGCCUCAUAUUUCUGAUGACCCAAGCCGGGAUAUCAUCGUUGAAGUCAACCCCGAGAAGUCGCCUGGACGCGCCGUCUCCAAACACGAUUUGGGAAGAUUUCUUAUAGACUCUUUAACCGAAUCCAAAUAUUAUGAGACGGUUAUUGGUCUGUGCAAUGUACCUAAAGCAUAA